Molecule: messenger RNA, 1696 nt
Organism: Hyphopichia burtonii NRRL Y-1933
Lineage: Eukaryota; Fungi; Ascomycota; Pichiomycetes; Serinales; Debaryomycetaceae
Exons: 1
Coding region: 341-1696 (451 amino acids)
Source: RefSeq, a predicted model, not a curated record
GCGUUUUGUAUCUCCAAUCCUUACCAACUUCCUGUUUUUCCCAUUCAGAAAACGUUGAAAUAGUGGUGCUAAUCCUGCUGUACGCUGUAUAUCUGGAAAUAUUGUUGACAUUUGCGCUGAUUGUUAGGCUGUACGUAAUUUAUGUACUUAAUAUAAAGCUUACCUAAUUAAAUUAGAGAUUGUUCCUGAUAGCUAGAGCUAGUUUUGAAAAGUCUCGUGUCUGUGAUUCUCGUUUCCUGGGUAUUCUCUUCUGAUCAAGUUGGAUACUUACAAAGAUUGUGUGUUUGCCGCCUGUCUUAACUAGAGAAACCAAAAUUGUUACUCCUUCUUGAAGCUCAUCAUGACUGGUAUUGGUUUCGGUGAGGCUAAUCCUCCUAAAACACCUCCUGGGUUUUCUUAUACGACGUCAGGAUCUUCUGCUAGUUUUACCACUCCUCCCAAGAGGAAAUACUCCGUUAGUCAUUCUAAUAAAAGACAAAAAACUUUACCUAGUACCCCUGAAGCAACUCCAAAUAAGACACCAAGAUCUAUUAGGAAAAAGGCAAAAGAUAUUAUUUUAACUCCUCCUCAGUCGAGUCAAAAACAGCCUUUCCAAACACCUAGACCGGCAAUGUUCUCAUUUGGUAUGUUUCUACCUACUCCUCUGACCGUUGGAUCAGGGAGAAAGUUUAAACAAAAACCAUCAGAAAUAUCUGAUGAAAAAUUACCACAACCGGAAUUAAAAGAUAGUAAAGAAUUAAAUGAAGAUGGGGAUUAUUUGGAUCAUGAAUUGAUAUCAAAACCAAAAAAAUCAAUCUCGGAAACUUUAAAAGCAUUAGCUGGUUCUAAUGAUACUGAAGUUAAGGAGACCAGAUCAUGUACACCUCCUCCCUUGGCUGCUGCUUCAAAAAACUUACCAGCUACUCCCCAAAAUAAUAUAAUAGACGACAAAUUGGUGAAUGAAUGGCAUGCAAAGUCUUUUAAUCGUAAAAAAAUCUAUUCUGAUGUUGAAGAUGAUGAUGAAAUUGAUAGUAUUUUACAAAAUGGUAAAUCAAAUCAAAUAUCAAUUCCAAAUCCUUUUGUUGAUUCUAAAUUACCCAAUCCAUCAAAAUUUAAUUCUAAAAUAUUGAACUCUUUAUAUGAUGAUGAUGAAAAAGAAGAAGAAAAAAAUCAUAAAUUAAGUAAUCCUUUUGGUAUAUCAAUAAAACUGAAGGUUGAUUUUUCAUCUCAAGCAGAAUUCAUAAAUCAUAAAACUGGCGAACGAGUCAUUAGAGAAUUAUCUGAUAAAGAAAAAUCAAUAAAACCGAAAAAAUUACUAUUUGAUCUUGAUUCUUCUCCUCCUCCAUCUAAUUCGACCCCUUCAAAUGAUCAAAGUAAUGUCUCAACAACAAAUUUACCCGGUACUACCCCAAGACCAAAACCAACUUUUGUUUCUUCCCCUUUCACUUCAUCUACAUCUACUCCUAAAAAUGAUACUCCAACUACAAGAUUUCAAAAUCCUUUUAAUUUACCUUCUAAUAACUCAACCCCAAUACGCUAUCCUAUCCAUGAUAAAAAAAUGAAAGUUAAUAAUAAUAUACAAAACAAAAAAAAAGCAGAUGAAUUAAUUGAUAAUUCAAUUGGUAAAAAAUUUAUACUAAAAAACCUAAAUGAUUUUAUGGUUGAUGGUAAAUCAAAAAAUAAUUUGGGUUUUGAAAUUUUUAAAGAUGAUGAUUAA